GAGGCCCGGUGACGAACGUCCCAUGAGCGUGCAGUCAGUCGGCGUGCAGAGCAUCCCUGACGCCGUGGUGGAGGGAGGUCGCAGCCUGGCGUCGCCGGCCCACAGCGUUGGCGUGAGGCCCGGUGACGAACGUCACAUGAGCGUGCAGUCAGUCGGCGUGCAAAGCAUCCCUGACGCCGUGGUGGAGGGAGGUCGCAGCCUGGCGUCGCCGGCCCACAGCGUUGGCGUGAGGCCCGGUGACGAACGUCACAUGAGCGUGCAGUCAGUCGGCGUGCAAGCAUCCCUGACGCCGUGGUGGAGGGAGGUCGCAGCCUGGCGUCGCCGGCCCACAGCGUUGGCGUGA
Trypanosoma conorhini is the source of this 343-nucleotide messenger RNA. RefSeq lists its product as uncharacterized. NCBI's taxonomy places the organism in Eukaryota, Euglenozoa, Kinetoplastea, Trypanosomatida, Trypanosomatidae. The transcript has a single exon. The record is from RefSeq and is a predicted model, not a curated record. The annotation marks the transcript as partial.